Messenger RNA from Aspergillus saccharolyticus JOP 1030-1, 611 nucleotides. RefSeq lists its product as uncharacterized. Bases 125 to 514 code for a protein of 129 amino acids. Lineage: Eukaryota; Fungi; Ascomycota; Eurotiomycetes; Eurotiales; Aspergillaceae. The transcript has 3 exons. The record is from RefSeq and is a predicted model, not a curated record.
AUCGAAGGCCAUCCCAGUGGUGGCCGCUCAUCGGAGCUUUCAGCUGGGGAAACGGGUACUGCCGGCCAGUGGUACUUGCACCUCAAAUUCUCAAUGCCGGGCUGGUUCUUGCUACUAGUAGAUGAUGCCAAUAGCAUUCAUAUACACAUACAAGAGCCGACAGGUUUCUACCCAUGUAUAUGAAGGCAAGCUUUCGCCACAUACGAAUAAUGAACGUUCUUCUAGCUUCUCGAAGUCGAGUCACAGUCCCGACCCUCAGCCAGAGCGGUCAGAAGCAAAGAAGAGAUCCUAUUGGGUGGUUUGCAGCAAUGCCGUGAUUCUACCAAGUUCGACGACGGGCCGAAGCUCUCCGGGACGAUUUUUACGACACCUGCCGUCUCCCUUCUUUUACUUUCUUCUCCCCGGAAUCAGUGCAGAAAAACUUGUCAACUUCUUCCUACCUCUCUUCCCUUCUCAUCCUAUCCUACCUAUACCCUUUAUACCUCUCUAUCCAUACUCCUCUCCCCUCGAUUGAAUCGACCGGAGUGCUUCUAUACUUCCAUUUUCUUUAAUACCUGUAUUAUCCCUUCCUUUUAAUCACAUUCACAAUGCUGUCCUCUCGUAUCUCCCGC